Molecule: messenger RNA, 1173 nt
Organism: Dicrocoelium dendriticum
Lineage: Eukaryota; Metazoa; Platyhelminthes; Trematoda; Plagiorchiida; Dicrocoeliidae
Source: the annotation of a GenBank genome assembly
UGAGGUUCGUCUAGACAAAAGGAAACGAUAAUGAAUUUGAUCCAGUGUGUAUGUCGUUCAGCAGCUUUUGCGAUAAAUUCUUGUGCUCGCCACACAAUUUUAUGCUUGCUUCUUGCCUUGACAAUAACCGGGCAGGUACUCGCAAAUCGGAGUCACCUACACUAUCCCGUUGUCCUGGUCCCUGGUAUAAUUGGAAGUAGAGCAUACGUCAAACCAAGAGGAGAAUUGGAUGCACCAUUUAGACAAAUAUGGCUUAACAUCAGCAGUUUACUUCAUCCGAGAAACCUCACACGGGAGUUUGGGUUAACCUACUUGAACACAACCAAUCGAUCAUACGAUAACGAGGAGUUUGAAGUUACGUUUCCCGGCUGGGGGGACACUACGAAUUUGGAAUUUCUGGACGAAUCACAGAAAUUGAUUGGCCAAUACUUCAAUCGGCUUGUGGAGAGACUGCUUAAAACGCAGUUUUACCAUAGGAACAUCAGCAUUCGAGGAGCUCCGUACGAUUUUCGCAGGGCCCCACAUGAAAAUAUAAACUUUCUGAGUGAAUUCAAAAACUUAAUUGAGGAAACUUAUGUCCAGAACAAGAAGAAAAAAAUUGUCAUCCUCGCUCACAGCUUGGGCACGUUGUAUUCUCUUUAUUUCCUACAUUCUCAGUCGAAUGAGUGGAAAAGAACUUACCUGGAAGCUUUCGUGUCUGUCAGUGGUCCUUAUGGUGGAAGCGCGAGAGUUAUGGCCGCCUUCGCAAGUGGCUAUAAUCUCGGUGUUCCUUUUUACCCCUCUUUGUCUUUGAGACAUUUGCUGAGAUCAUUCACUUCAAUGGCAUUACUCUUGCCCGAUGAACGGUUGUGGUCUCCUGCAGAACCGCUACUCAUUACUCCAAACUACAAUUACUCAGUCCACGACAUGAAGAGAUUAUUUGAGGAUAUCGACUAUGCGAUUGGUUAUAACAUGUUCCAAACAGCUAAACAUGCUAUGGAUUAUCUAAAUAGACCAGCUGGCGUGCACAAUGUCUACUGCAUUCACGGAACGGGAGUCGCCACUGUAGAAAAAGCUAUGUACAAACCAGCCACUAGUAGCCGCAAGCCAUUUCCAGAUCAGUUGCCGCAAUUUGUGCACGGUGAUGGGGAUGGAACAGUUAACCUACGGAGUUUGACUGUGCUGAGCACCUGA